AUGAUUCACAUAAUAUUCUAUGCGGGUGCUGUAUUUUUGACAUAUUUGGAAACUUUGGGAUUCGAUAAAAAUUCGAAACUUUUGAUGGCAGUUCCAAUCUUGAUUUUGCUUGGAAUCACAAUCAAAUCAAAAAUAAAUGACAAUAUUAGAAAUCAGAUGAUUGCUGUGUUUUUAUUUGGUGCAGCUUCAAUUUAUUCACAAUCUAAUUUUCGAACUUCUCUACCAAUUCCAGCAAUUUCUCUAACUAUUUCCAACAUAAUAUAUUUUUUCUCAUAUAAAAGUUUGGUGAAACCAAAUUUUUAUUCGGAGAAAGUCACUAUUUUUUGGACUUUUCUAACAUUUUUGGGGUUUUUCGCAAUUUUGCAAGAUUUAAUUGUGGCAAUUCCAUUUUUGGUUAGUUAGUUCCUAAAUAUAGAAAAUAAUAUAUUUUUCAGACAAUUAUUCUAUUCGCUCUUUUCUUCUCACAUCUUCUACUCAUCACUUCAUCUUCAACAAUUCGAUCUUCGGAUGCGAAAUUCGUCAGAAUUGUUGGAAAUUUUUCGGGAUUUCUUUCAACAUUUCUUUUUGUUUUCAAUAGUUUUCACACACAUUCAAUGUUAAUCCAUCAAAUAUCUCGUUUCUCAUUUUAUUUAUCAAAUUUUUUAAUGUUUACUGCUAACGAACGUGAUUUUUAA
Caenorhabditis angaria is the source of this 674-nucleotide messenger RNA. The record is from the annotation of a GenBank genome assembly. NCBI's taxonomy places the organism in Eukaryota, Metazoa, Nematoda, Chromadorea, Rhabditida, Rhabditidae.